GGCUAUCAAAACACAACUGAUACACGACUAUUGUGCAUUUAUCAGUCAUUUGUUGGAUUCCAUACGUAUGGACUUGUGGAUUUAAUUCACGAGAGAUUUUUUUUGACACGAAAAGUUCUACAAUUUCAUUAUUUUUAUAGGUUAAUUAUUCAGUGCGGGACAUUAGAAAUUCAAGAUGGCGCUGAAAAUAGCAGUGCACGAAAAGAUUACAAAUGAUGUCAUCCUGGCAGUCAAGAAACCAAAUGAGUGGAAGGUUUUGGUGGUGGACCAGCUUAGCAAACGGAUGAUCUCAAGCUGUUGUAGAAUGUGCGAGAUAAUGUCUGAGGGAAUCACAUUGGUUGAAGACAUUAAUAAAAGGAGAGAACCACUUCCUUUACUUGAAGCAGUAUAUCUUCUGACUCCAAUAGAAAAGUCAGUACGUGCUCUGAUGGUAGAUUUCCAGAAUCCCAACAACACACAGUAUAAAAGUGCUCAUGUGUUUUUCACUGAAGCAUGUCCAGAUGAGCUGUUUAAUGAGUUAUGCAAAUCAUCAUCAGCCAAGUUCAUCAAGACGUUAAAAGAAAUAAACAUAGCAUUCCUCCCGUCAGAAUCACAGACUUUCUCCUUAGAUUCUAGAGAAACAUUUCAGUUUUAUUAUAACCCAUUACGUACCGCUGGACGUACCAUCAACUUGGAAAGAUGUGCAGAACAAAUAGCCACACUAUGUGCCACAUUAGGGGAAUACCCUGCUGUCAGAUACAGAAGUGAAUUUGACAAGAAUGCAGAAUUUGCACAAAUGGUACAACAAAAAUUAGAUGCCUAUAGAGCUGAUGAUCAUACUAUGGGAGAGGGUCCACAGAAAGAUCGAUCCCAGUUGUUAAUUUUAGAUCGUGGAUUUGAUCCUAUAACUCCAUUAUUACAUGACCUGCAUUUCCAAGCUAUGGCUUAUGAUCUACUGCCCAUUGAAAAUGAUGUUUACAAAUAUGAAAAUAAUGUUGGAAAUGAUGUCGUUGAAAAAGAGGCUCUGCUAGAUGAGACAGAUGAAUUGUGGGUAGAACUUAGACAUCAACAUAUUGCCAUAGUAUCACAACAAGUAACGAAACAGUUAAAACAAUUUGCAAAGGAUAAAAAAAUGACAGAUGGAGAAAAAGCCAAUAUAAGAGAUUUAUCUCAAAUGUUAAAGAAAAUGCCUCAAUAUCAGAAAGAAUUAAGUAAAUACUCAACACACUUACAUCUGGCAGAAGAUUGCAUGAAAAUCUACCAGAAACAUGUGGACAGAUUAUGUAAAGUAGAACAGGAUUUGGCAAUGGGAACUGAUGCAGAAGGAGAGAAAAUUAAAGACCAUAUGAGAAAUAUUGUACCUAUAUUAUUAGACCAACAUAUAACAGCAUACGAUAAAAUAAGAAUAAUAUUAUUAUAUAUAAUACAUAAAGGAGAUGAUAAGGCUGAGGAAGGAAUAUCAGAUGAAAAUUUAUCCAAGUUAGUUCAGCAUGCACAGAUUCCUCAGGAAGAGAAGUGUAUUAUAACUAACAUGCAAAACUUAGGAGUACCGAUCGUACAAGAUGGCCAAGGUAAAAACUUGAGUGGAAUUUUAGAUGAUUGUUCUAGUUACGGGACAUUUCAGUCAAUAGCCCAGGACGAUGAACCAGAAAAAUCCAGUAUUUUUAAAUCGGAAGUUAAUCCAGACAUAAUUGCCAACACAUUGGGAUUAAGUGGUGGCAGAAAGAAGGCAUCACAACCUUAUCAGCCAUUUAACAGGAAAAAACAAAUAGAAGGAACCUACCAAAUGUCUCGGUGGACACCAUACAUCAAAGAUAUAAUGGAGGAUGCGGUUGAAGAAAAGUUGGAUAACAGACAGUUUCCAUUCCUUUCUGGUGGUGCUCCAAGAUCAGGAGGAUUUAAUAAACCUACGAUAAGUAGUGCUAGAUAUGGGGUUUGGCACAAAGAAAAAGUUCCCCCAAGCUACAAGAGUGGACCAAGACUGAUCAUCUUUAUCAUGGGAGGGUGUUCCUAUGCUGAAAUGAGAACGGCAUACCAGGUGACACAGUCAUGUAAAAACUGGGAAGUAUUAAUAGGUGCUACUCAUUUAUUAACACCUGAAGGUUUCUUGGAAGAUUUAAAAACUGUAAGCAACUGAUGAAAUGGCAUGGUAAACCAGACUGACAGGAACUGAUGCAACCUAAAACAUAUAUAGAUGUUGUAUAACUGUGUUGUUCAAGAUUGUUAUACAUUUCUAUACAACGGUGUUGUCUUUUGUCCUAGGUAUUAUGUAUUCAAGCUGCUUAUAGAUGUGAUUCUCAUGGAGAAAUAAAAUUAUUAAAGAAAAUUUUAUAAUUGGAUGUAUGCGAAAUAGGCUAAUUGUUAUAUUUUAGCUUUUCCAUGCAUGCCUAAGAAUAAUUUAACAAUUAUUAGGAUGAUUGUUCAAGCAUCAAAGUGGCUGUCUACAAAGUUAAUAGUUAUAAUAUAUGAUUGUUAGGUCGUAAUUUGUGUACUUCCAUAAAACAGGAAAUUCUUGAAAUCUUCUGUUUUUUUCAAACUUUCAAAUUAAUAAAAUUUAAUAAGCUGGAAAUAGGAAUUUCCUAUUGAAUUGGUAUACAUGGAAUCAUUUGGAUUGGCAGAAUUUAAAAUCCACUGCCUAGGUAUCUACCAUGUUUUUUUCUCCAUCAUGCUAAGGUAAUAUUUUUAUAUACAUGUUGGAGUUCAUCUUCAUUUAUUUGUUAUAAAUUUUGCAAAACCUAAGUCAGUCCAAGUGUUUACUCUUAAUCUAUUUCAUAUUGAUUCAAGUAAGUUAACCUAAGUUCUCUUUGAGCAUUUUUGUUUUCAAUAGCAAUCAAGUUUUGAAAGCUCUUGAUAGAAUUUAGAUAAAACUUACAAGUUUCAAGAAUGGUGGAAUAGGCUCAUAUGUUUUCAUGAUAAGAAGUGAGAAUUCUUAAUCAUUUCAAUUAUUCUGUGAUAUUUAACAUUCCUGUUGUUAAAGAAACAUACACUUUUAAUCAGUAUGAAAGGUAUGAUACAUGUAUUUGCUUGCAUAAUGAAUUUAUAAAGUUCCUUGAAUCAAAAAUAUAAACUUUAAUGCUCUUGGAAAUAUAAAGUACUAAUGUUAUUGGCAGUACCAGUUGUUAAUAUUCGUGACUUGUCAAUUUUUAAUGUGCUUUACAGUGUCAACUGUCAAGUAUAUAUUUCUUUGCAGUGUCAAGUUUUAAUUUGCUUGGCAAUGUCAAGAACUUGUGUUCUUGGAAGAUUCAAGUAUAAAUAUUCUUGACAGUGUCAAUUGUAAAUUUCUUGGCAGUGUGCAAUAUAUAUAUACUUUUCAAUGUCAGAUACUAAUGUUCUUGUUAGCAACAAGUAUACAAAAAAAUUACCAGUGUCACAAAUAAAUGUUCUUGGCAGUUUUAAAUAGUAGUGUUAUUGGUAGUGUAAGAUAAUGCAAUGUUCUUGGCAUUAUCAAGUUCUUAUGUGCUAGUGGUGUCUAGAUAGGCAUUUAGAUAUUCAUGGCAGUGUCAAAAAUAAAUGCUCCUUUGCUUAGAACAGAAUAUAAUAAUACAGAUAAGGUCAAAUAUGUUAAUGUUAUGCAUAUAGUAGGCACUCCAACUGAAGCUUGCACCAACAAUAGUGUAUAGGCAAACACCAUUCUAUUUGAUUCACAAAAUAGGUUCUGACAAUCUUGGUCUAAAUAUACUCUGGGUAGAUUGGGGAAAUAACAAAUCCUCAAAUUACAAUCUGUUGUACAUGUUUUACAGCAUUUAAACAAUUGUCAAUUUAUUAGUCAUUUUUAAUAUGUGUUAAAAUUUAGUAAUAAUGAUAUUGUAAAUAUUUAUAUAUAUGUAUUGAACACUUUUGCAUUUUUUCUGGAUGAUAAAUAAACAUCAUGGUAUAAAACUACAUGAAUUAACAACCAUAAAAAUAAUAAAACUAUUAUGUAUAACAUUAUUUGACAGCAUUCAUGAAAAACAGGAUUAAAACAAUCUUAUGUGAAUUGGAAGGUUAGAACAUAUUUAUAAAAAUGUGUGACACAAAUGUGUCACCACUUGAUUAAGAAGUAGGUCAAUUUACUGCUCACUCAAAAGAGUUAUACAGUUACUGAACAAACGUACAACAAUGUUUUUGUAAGUUCAAAAAAAAUCAUGUGUAUUGUGUAUUUAUCAUCCAGACUAUCUAUUGGCUUUGGCAUUAUAUGUAUGUAUAUAUACAAUUCUGUGUGGAGUUCUAGUGCAAUAUUUUCUAUGUUAUUCUUUUCUACACAGCAUUGUACAUUUCUUGUUAAUUAUGUAUAUUUAGUCUUUGUUAUUCUUGUAUAUUAAUCUGUUUGUCUUCAAUCACAUUGUCUUGUUCUAUAUGUUUAUAGAUUGUUUAUAUUACAUGUCAUGUAGAAUUUACUGGUACUUCAUGUUAGUGAAGUUUUCGUGAUUAUGCUAGAUUUGCAGACUUUGAAAUAUGUGGCCAUUUUAUGGCAUUUCAGACAUUCACUGACCAUUUGGUAAUUUUAAAAAGACAUGGACUUUCUUUGUAAAGUAAAUGUCUCUACUUUGGAAAAUUUCUUAAUUUUCUUAUAGUUAAUUUCUGUAGAAGAUUAAAACAGUUUCUUUGAGUUUU
Molecule: messenger RNA, 4572 nt
Organism: Mytilus trossulus (common blue mussel)
Lineage: Eukaryota; Metazoa; Mollusca; Bivalvia; Mytilida; Mytilidae
Product: syntaxin-binding protein 1-like
Exons: 19
Coding region: 176-2116 (646 amino acids)
Biological process (GO): intracellular protein transport; vesicle-mediated transport; neurotransmitter secretion
Cellular component (GO): plasma membrane; secretory granule
Molecular function (GO): syntaxin binding
Source: RefSeq, a predicted model, not a curated record